Molecule: messenger RNA, 1089 nt
Organism: Gamsiella multidivaricata
Lineage: Eukaryota; Fungi; Mortierellomycota; Mortierellomycetes; Mortierellales; Mortierellaceae
Exons: 3
Coding region: 246-1073 (275 amino acids)
Biological process (GO): glutathione metabolic process
Molecular function (GO): glutathione transferase activity
Source: RefSeq, a predicted model, not a curated record
CAGAAGAAGCUAAUCGUUUCUGUUUUAGUGGAACACCAAUUGAGUUUUUUUUUUUGACAAGACGCGCCACCAAAAAAAGACAAUUCAUUCUGUUCUGUUCGCUGUUUGUUCACUAAACCUCUUCAAGCUAUAAAAGCAACCGCCAUCCUUACCAAUCCUCUCUCCCCCAAUCAACUCUCUCUCUCUCUCUCUCUCUCUCUCUCUCUGGCUCCCCCAAAAACCACCGAUCAAAAGAAUAACCAACCAUGACCGCAGAAUCCCAGAGUCGCAUCAAGGUCUCCUACCAGUCCACCAAGAAUCUUGCCAACUCCGUUGAGAGGUCCCGCUUCUUGGAAGAGACCGAUAAUAAAGACCUGACCUUCAAGUUCCAGUACUGGGACAUUGCGUCCUGUGGGUCCACCAGCCGCGACCUCCUGGCCUAUGCUAAGGCGCAUCAUCAGAUCAAGUAUGAUCUCGAGUCGCCUACAUCUGAGGAUUGGGACGCGGGCAAGGUCCCCACAUCUUUCUCGUACUUGCCCAUGUUGAAGAUCGUCGGACCUCAACAGCAGGAGGUCGACAUCUCCGAGAACAUGGUCAUCGACAUGUAUCUAGCCGAGCGAUUCGGACUAAUGGGUGACAACAAAUGGGAGCACCUCACGAUCCAAUCUUUUUACUCCAACAUCCAAUACCUUCGCGAGCGCUGCUUCUCGGAACUGGCAUACGUGCCCCAAGAUAAACUCCGAAAGACUAGGGACUUAUUCCUCACGAUUACCUUGAGAAAGUUCCUGGAAGACCAUGCCUUCCACCUGAGGGAGAAUGGAAACAACGGGCAUUACAUCGGUAACAAGCUCACGCUCGCCGAUAUCCAUCUGGCGAAUAUCAUCCAUUACUUCGGGACCUUGCCCUGGGCCAAGCUGGUGAUCGAAGAUCACUUCAAGAAGUAUGAACCCGUCUGGAAGGUCAAGGAGACCGUCGACAAGGAGCCCUCGUUGGCUGCUUGGAGGCAGACAGAGCAGUACAGGACCUACGAGAGAAACUCUGUCAAAUGGUACGCCGACAGGGUCGUGCCCGGUGACGAGCCUCGCGAAGACUAAAUCCUCCCUCCCUCCC